AUGGGGUCAAGUCUGACUUGCUCGAGCUACAACAGGGAACGUUCGCACUGGCCCCCGAUUGCGGAAGUGGCCACGCGCUGCGCGGCGCCGGGCUGUCAAUCAAUGGGCGGUUGCCCUGGGAACGGGAGCCGGGGUUGCCAUGGAGCGGGUUCCAUGGUGACGCGGCCUCGGCGGCUGCUCCUCCAGCUGCUCAUGAGGAGCCGGGGGUUGGAGGGCGGCCUUGGCGGCGGUGAGGAGCCGGACUGGGCCCGGGGCAAAGCCGAGGCUCCCGCUCCCGAGGUCCCGGCCCCGUCACCGGGCCUUCUGCCGCCGGGACCUGGGCCUACACUCAGGCCGCAGCCUCGGGGUGGAGUAGGAGAUUGGAAAGAUGCCUUAACAGAGGCUGUAAAGGUUCUCCGCUGUGGUCAGGUGGUGGCAGUUCCUACAGAUACCAUCUAUGGAAUCACCGGCCUUGCACAGAAUUCUGAAGCCAUCCGAAGGAUUUAUGAAAUCAAAGGACGCAAUGAGGAUAAGCCUUUGGCUAUUUGUGUUGGUCAUGUGGAAGAUAUUUAUAAGUACUGUAAGGUCACUGUUUCCGAUCAGGUAUUAAGAGAUCUCCUGCCAGGACCUGUAACGCUAGUCUUCAGGCGGUCAGAGGAACUGAACAAAGAUUUGAAUCCUUUCACUGAUUUGGUGGGAGUACGUAUUCCAAAGCAUCCAUUUAUUCAGAAGCUUGCAGAGGUAUGUGGUGAACCUCUAGCUUUGACAAGUGCCAACCUCAGCUCUCAGACCAGCACACUAACCACAGAGGAAUUUCGGGACCUUUGGCCUUUGUUGGGUCUUGUUGUUGACGGUGGGCCGAUUGGUGACAUGACAAAGCCAGAAUGUCGGUUGGGAUCAACAGUGAUUAACUUGGGAACACCGGGAAAAUACAGCAUCAUCAGGCCUGGCUGUGCGUUUGAUGCCACCGUGGAAGUUCUCCAGCAUAAGCAUGGCUUGUCCUUCCAGUCCUAGAACUAUUGAAAACAAAAUUGGAAGUGUUUUUUUUUAAUACAAGACAAAUUUCUGAAUACAUUUGGACUCCGUGUCACUCUAAAUAUCUGUUCUUAUUGGAAAGUUUGAGUCCAGAGAACUCAUCUGUCCCUAAUCUUAUUGACUGUACUUUGCACACAUUACCCCCUACAUGUUGUACAUGAUGAUUGAUUUUUUUUUAAUGUUUUUCUCCCAUCAUACAACUGAGGGAAGUGAAAUGCUAUUCCAAGAAAAUUCAUGUUAUGACCCGAGAACUUGUACUGUCUAUACUUUUACUCGUUGAAUGCAACUUCAGGAAAUCUUCUGCCAAAUGACGCUGAAGACUGAGCUGUGCUCUGGAAUUUACACUUUUAUUCUUUUACUUGCCUGUCAUGAGCCAUGACUGUCAUUGUUUUGUACAUUACAAUUUGCCUGCAAGUAAAGUCCUAUGCAGGGCAUUUUUUAAAGUUCAUUCUCCUUUCAUGCUGUAUUGUUUCAGAAUUAGUCAUAGAUUGAGGAAAUAUUAAAUAGGAGCUCAGUUUGAACUUUGAUAACGAUAUUGAACUUUGAAUUGUUGGAAAGAGCUUCAAAUGCAUCUUCUACCUAUUCAUUAACCUCUGAUCUUUUGAUUAAAAAUAUAAAUUUAUUGAAGGGCUGGCCACAAGUAUGCCGUCUUUCUCAGAUCCAAACAGAAGGAGAGAUACCUUCCUGCUCUCCACCCUCUGUCUCAUUCUCAUGCCUUGCGUUCUCCCGCUCAUGUGUCCUCUCUCAUGCUGUAGUUAAUGUUUGCCUUUUAACGGAGGGAGGACAUUGAUCCUGUGCCUUCUGUCCUAUUGAUCAUCCAUUGAUCUUGGCCAUCUGCAUUCUCUCCUAACCUUGACACCUUGCUACUGGAAAGAACUUCUGUAACAUUACCCCAUAAAUAGAGGUUGUGGGGAGGCUAGUGCUAAAUAUUGCAACCUCUGCACAUCCUCGUGAAAAUAUGAAAGUAAGGCAUCUGGAAUAAUGAAAAAGAAUAGAGCAAUUAAAAUUGUCUAAAGCUGUUACUUUGAAUCAUGUCUGACAAGUUAACACAUUUCUGAGCAGCAAUGUAGAUUAUAAGUUGAAGAUGAUAUUCAGUGCUGGAUUGAAAACUAAAUAUUUUGAAUUCUUGGAAUUCCACCACAUUUAAUUUCUAAAUAAGUUCAGAUUUAGAGGGCAUUAAUUUCUUUUGGUUACAAGAAAUUCAAAUAAAUAUCAUAAAUUUUUAGAUUUAUAUCAUUAAUUUUACAGUGUAAAAGUCACGGAAACAUUUCAGCACAAAAGGAAACUUUCGCGCAGUCAUAUUCAAUUUGAGCAACAGUUUGUUUCUGUCUGAACUGAGAUAGCUUCAGUUCAAGUUUAACACAAUAUUCAGAAAUAAAGUUUAAUGUGUACCUGAAAA
Molecule: messenger RNA, 2413 nt
Organism: Chiloscyllium plagiosum (whitespotted bambooshark)
Lineage: Eukaryota; Metazoa; Chordata; Chondrichthyes; Orectolobiformes; Hemiscylliidae
Gene: yrdc
Product: yrdC N(6)-threonylcarbamoyltransferase domain containing
Biological process (GO): regulation of translational fidelity
Cellular component (GO): cytoplasm
Molecular function (GO): double-stranded RNA binding; nucleotidyltransferase activity; tRNA binding
Source: RefSeq, a predicted model, not a curated record